Messenger RNA from Parathielavia appendiculata, 2031 nucleotides. RefSeq lists its product as uncharacterized. The record is from RefSeq and is a predicted model, not a curated record. The transcript has a single exon. Bases 326 to 1963 code for a protein of 545 amino acids. Lineage: Eukaryota; Fungi; Ascomycota; Sordariomycetes; Sordariales; Chaetomiaceae.
CUUUGCCAGCUCUCCUUAGAGGUGCUACAAAUGUAUGAUGAUCCCAUGCUGAACGAUCGACGGAUCUACGUGCCCGAGAUGGUAGCUUAAAUUCAGCACCAUCCCUUUUCCUCUCCGGACACACCAAGAACUCCAAAAUUCCAUGACAUUCGCAUUCCCGCCCCGAAGCUUCCUCGCAGUCAAGAGCAUUUCGCAUCCAAAUUGGCGGCAAUUCUACAACCCGAAAAAAUCCAGCCUUCACAAUCGUGCUGCGAAGAGUCCAGUAUUUAUCUCAGCCACCCAACGAUACCAUCAAACGAAUACGGGGCGUCGCUCAGUGAGCAACAUGGGGUCUGUUGGCACAGCAGGAGCCCCGGCCGAAGUCAAGCUCCCUACCAUCAAGCUGGACACCACCCUCACCGAGCUCUACCGGCAAGCAAGUCCCAAGAACGCCAACAUCCGACUCGGCUGGGUGUCUUGCGGCAUCACCAGCGGCGUCGACUUCACCCCAGACUUCCCACGCAAUGUCAAGUUCGUUUACGAAGACCAGACCUUCGUUUCGACGCCCAGCCGUAAGCUGAGCCAUGGUAACGGCAGGCUCCAACAUGCCCUCGCAAAGAAGCACCUUAGCCUCAUACCCCAGCGCGAUGCCUUCAUAUCCGGUGCCACGCCAGUGAUCUUCUUCAACCUGGGACGGAGCCCAAAACAGGUCGAACACGACCGGCGCGAAGCCGAGGCGACCAUCUCGGUGCUCGACCCCUCGCAGCGGCCCGAGCUGGUGUUCUGCCCAGGCCCGUCCAAGAUCCCCAUGAAGGAGCACGGCAUCGACAAGCUUGAGUACAAAGUCGUCUUUGACGGGCUCGAGGCGUAUCCGCUCACCCACGACCUCGAAACCCACUGGCUGCUCAACAGCAAAGCCGGCCUCGCCCGCUCCGGCCUACCCACGCCACAGUCCCAAAUCAUUGAGACCGAGGGCUACCCUCCCGCCGUCGACUCAUGCUGCAGCGUCUGCCGCGACGCCGCCACCGACGCCUCCCGUCUCCCCUCCAUCCCCCCGACCUGCACAGGCCCCCGCGGCGAGUGGCUCUCGCGCGAAACGAACCGUAUCCUCUCGGCCGUCCGCGCCCGCCCGGUCCCCUUCGUCUUCAAGACCCAACAAGCCUUUGGCGGCGCCGGCACCUGGCUGAUCACCUCGGACGACAAAAAAGCCCAACUCCUCGCCGACCUCUCGGGACUCGGAUCCCCCACCAUCCAAAACAACGAGAGCAGCAGCAGCAGCAGCACUGGCGAAGGCCAAGGCGAAGGCCUCCUCCGCAAACUCCUCCCCCUGCUCACGCCGUCCAACGCCCAUCUCCACCCGACCACCGUCCUGCUGACGGACCUCGUCCAGGACCUCUCGGGCGAUUAUGGUUUGACGUUUUUCGUGACCGCGUCCGGCGCGCCGCUGUUCCUCGCCGCCGCCGAGCAGAUGAUCACCGACGAUGGGAGUUCGGCCUGGAUCGGGAGCCGGAUCGACUACGGUCGGCAGGAGGCGCUGCGGGAAAAGUUUCAGGGUCUGAUGGAGCGGAUUGCUGAGUGGGUUGCUUCGCACGGCUAUGUCGGGCCUGUUGGCGCGGAUGUUUUGUGUACGUCUACGGCUACGGGAGAGGAAGGGAAGGAUGGUGGUGAUGGUGGGUGUCAUAUUGUUGACUUGAACGUCCGGACGUCCGGGUCGGUUUCGUUGCCGUUGCUGAGGGGGCAUUUCACGGGGAGGGGACUGCAGUGCGCGAGUAGCUUCUCGAUUAAGGUGAAGGGCGGGAGGAGGGAGUUUAUUGACAAGUGGAGGGGGCCGUUUGAGGAUGGGAGGAUGCUGAUCCUGAGCUGGUAUGAGGAUCCUGAGGAAGGGGGGAGCAUUGCAGAUGUGGUGGUGGGUGCGGAGGAUGAGGAGAGGCUGGCGGAGCUGAUGAAGGAGGUGAGGGAGAAUACUGAGGAGGUGACGUUUUGAUAAGGGGGUAAAUACAUGAUGAAGUCCGGGGACGCGGACAUCAUAAGUGGUUUAUGAAGGGAUACUAC